Molecule: messenger RNA, 2411 nt
Organism: Chenopodium quinoa (quinoa)
Lineage: Eukaryota; Viridiplantae; Streptophyta; Magnoliopsida; Caryophyllales; Amaranthaceae
Product: ankyrin repeat-containing protein ITN1-like
Exons: 5
Coding region: 324-2168 (614 amino acids)
Molecular function (GO): protein binding
Source: RefSeq, a predicted model, not a curated record
AAGCGUGAUAAUAUAAUAUUUCAAUUUAAAAAAUAGGAAGUAUUAAAGACAAUAGAACAUGUAAAAAGUCUAAAACGAUAAAAAGAUAAAAUGAGCCAAUAAGGGUCCAAUACAUUAAAAUUGCUAAUUUUGGUAGGCAUGCAACUAUGCAAGUAAAGAAUAAGGAGUAUAUUAAAAAAAAAAAAAAAGUAAAGAAUAAGGAGUAAUUUUUUUUUUAACCAAAAAAAAAAAAAAAAAAGAGUAAUUUUUAACUUUAUGAGAGAUUAUUAAUUACACCUUCUACCCUUCUUAAUUUUUGGUCUUGACUAGUUUAUUUGGAGGAAAUGUACGGACAGCCACCACCUACCCAAGCAGCAGCAUCGUCAAGCAGACAUGAUGUAGCACUUUCUAUUUCUCCUUUACCGGAAUCCUCUUCCACCACCGCUGUGCCGCCGCCUUCACAACCACCACCACCACUGUCAGCAAAUAUCAGAAACAGCAGCAGAGAGGAUUUUUUAAAAUUUGGCUUGCCACUCUACAAAGCAGCUUUGGAAGGCAACUGGGCAUCUGCAGGACAAAUUCUGCAUCAAUCUCCUGAUUGGAUCCGAAAGCCAAUUGCAAAAGGAGGAGAAAGAGUUCUUCAUAUUGCUGCAGCAGCCAAGCGCACCCAUUUUGUAAAAGAGCUGGUGAAGCUGAUGAGCAGAGAUGACUUGACCUUAAGCAAUGAUGCCAAGAACACAGCUCUUUGUUUGGCUGCAACAUCUGGGGUUGUUGAGAUUGCCAAGGUGAUGGUGGACAAGAACGAUGCUCUCCCAAUUAUCAGAGGUAGCCGAGAUAUGACACCCCUUCAGAUGGCGGUCUUGCUAGGGCGCAGGGAUAUGGUGUGGUAUCUUAUCACUGUCACUGAUGAUGAUCAAUUGACUGAUGUUGAUCGCAUAGCAAUACUUACUAGUUCCAUUAACACUAAUCUGUUUGAUGUUGCGAAUCAUUUACUGAUUAAGCAUCCCGAGUUGGCACUUCUUCGUAAUGGGAAGGAAGAAACUGCAUUACAUACAUUGGCUCGGAAGCCUGUAAGGUCCGGAAGCUAUCAUGAACAAAGCAUAUGGAAAACACUUGUUGGACUAGGAGGUAAGCUAGCUCAAGGAAAGGUCCCACAACAGCCAUUAGAGCUACAACUAGUACAGAGGAUUUGGGAUGAAGUUAUCAAACAAGAAGAAAAGAAAAUCUCGUUCCUUAUUGGAUCUCCAUGGAGACUGCUUUUCAUUGCUGCCAAAUGUGGUAAUGUAGAGUUUUUAACAACACUUAUACGAACCUAUCCUGAUCUAAUAUGGAAAGUUGAUGAAGAGAAUCGUAGUAUUUUUCAUAUUGCUAUUAUAUAUCGCCAUGAAGAGAUCUUCAAGCUGAUAUAUGAAUUAGGAGCAAUUAAAGACCUGAUAGCUGUUGACAAGGACGGAAAUGGCAAUAAUAUGUUGCAUCUGGCAGGUGCCUUAGCUCCUUCACAUCGUCUCAAUUGUGUCUCAGGAGCAGCUCUUCAAAUGCAAAGAGAGCUUUUGUGGUUUAAGGCUGUGGAAAAGGUUGUAAGUUCAGAAUAUGCUGAAGCUGAGAAUAAUAACCACAAGACUCCUCGUGCCUUAUUCACUGAAAAGCAUGAAGGAUUAAGGAUCAAGGGAGAAGAAUGGAUGAAGCAGACUGCACAAUCCUGUUCUGUAGUCACGACCCUCAUCGCUACAGUAGUCUUUGCAGCAGCAUUUACCUUGCCCGGUGGUAAUGACAGCAAAGGAGCCCCAAUGUUUGUGCAUCGGCCAUUGUUUAUAGUCUUUUCCAUCUGUAAUGCUCUAUCAUUGUCUAGCUCCUCUGCUUCAUUACUGAUGUUCUUGUCAAUCCUGACCUCUCGCUAUGCGGAGCAUGAUUUUGUCAAGUCAUUGCCGCUGAAACUGAUGUUAGGAUUAACAGGGAUGUUCAUUUCAAUAGUGACUAUGAUGGCAGCCUUCACAGCUACCUUCUUUAUUACCUUUCGCCAAGGUCUGUAUUGGAUUCCUAUUCCCAUAGCGCUCUUUGCUGCAGUUCCAGUUGCUCUGUUUGCUUUCCAGCAAUAUCCUCUCUUGCUAGAUAUAUAUCAGUCAACUUACAGAUCGUGGUCUUUGUUUCAACCUACUAAACCAAAGCUUUUCCCAAGUUAUCCAACAUAAGUGAUGAAGUACAGCUGAAUGAACAGAUAUUUGCAACAAUUCAGAAGUGUUUCUUCUCAUUGUAAACUCUUCAUUUACUUUACUUUUCUGUUUUUCAUGUUUCCCUUUAAAAAUGUGAAUAAUAAGAUGAUUAAUGUCGAAGGAAUGUAAUCCAUCUAAGCUUUACAUUAAAGAGCUAACAUUUUACAUACUACAUAACAAUUCAGUAGUAGACAUUCAUGAGAGCUCAGAAUAUGGUUUGCA